AUAUCAAGAUACAGGACAUUCCCAGCUCCCCCGUAGGUUGCCUGGUUCUGGGCGGCGAUUUCUGUCUGUCUUGUUCAUGUCCAGGAACCUGGCAUACAGUGGGCCUGGCAACAGUGGACACCCAGGACAUACUUACCGAGUGAAAAAAUGAUUGAAAGUGGGCCUGCUCUUUGCUGUGGACUGAGGAUGUUGUCAGAUACUCAGGAAAAUGCUGGGUGGUGGUGACAGCUCUGGCUCUGAAGUCGGUAGUCUUGGGCCUGACCCCUGCACAGCUCCAGCCUAGCUGUGGGCCAAGGUCAUGAGCCUCAUGGCCCCACCCCUCCAGUUGUUGCAAGGGCUCUUCGAGCACCUGCAGCAUGAGGCAUUGCUCUAGAUGUCACAGGUGCCUGUGAAAUGGCUAUGUGUCCCGGAGUACCGGCUCCUGUGGGUGUUGUCCUUGCCUUGGCCCCACUUGGAGCCUUAGUUUCUCAAUCUGCGCGGGGUCUAGCUUCUACCCCAUUGUUGCUCACUCACCCUCUUCUUUUCCAGACAUGCUUCAGCUCAUCAACAACCAAGACAGCGACUUUCCUGGCCUGUUUGACCCACCUUAUGCUGGGGGUGGGGCAGGAGUCACAGACCUGGCCAGUCCCGAUGCCAGCUCCUCAGGCAGCUUGUCCCCCCCUCCUGCCACACUGAGCUCCCCUCUUGAAGGCUUCCUGGGGGUGCCCAAGGCAGAGCCCCCACCCUUGUCCCCACCCCAGCCUGUACCCACACCAUUGAAGAUGUACUCAUCUGUGCCCGCCUUCUCUCCUGGGCCUGGCAUCAAGGAAGAGUCAGUGCCACUAACCAUCCUGCAGACCCCUGCCCCACAGCCCCUGCCAGGGGCCCUCCUGCCCCAGAGCUUUCCGGCCCCAACUCCACCGCAGUUCAGCUCUGCCCCUGUGGUGGGCUACUCCAGCCCUCCUGGAGGCUUCUCCACAGGGACCCCUCCUGGGAGCACCCAGCAGCCGCUGCCUGGCCUGCCACUGGCUUCCCCACCAGGGGUCCCGCCUGUCUCCUUGCAUACCCAGGUCCAGAAUGUGGUCUCCCAGCCGCUGCUGACGGCCACAGCAGCCCCUGGAACGACCACUGUGACCUCACAGAUCCAACAGGUCCCGGUCCUGCUGCAGCCUCACUUCAUCAAGGCAGACUCGCUGCUUCUGACAGCCAUGAAGACAGACGGGGCCACUGUGAAGACAGCGGGGAUCAGCUCCCUGGUCCCUGGCACGGCCGUGCAGACAGGGCCCUUGCAGACCCUGGUGAGUGGUGGAACCAUCCUGGCAACAGUGCCAUUGGUUGUGGACGCUGACAAGUUGCCCAUCAACCGGCUGGCAGCCGGCAGCAAGGCCCCAGGCUCAGCUCAGAGCCGUGGUGAGAAACGCACAGCCCACAAUGCCAUCGAGAAGCGCUACCGCUCCUCCAUCAACGAUAAGAUCAUCGAGCUCAAGGACCUGGUGGUGGGCACUGAGGCAAAGCUGAAUAAAUCUGCCGUCUUGCGCAAGGCCAUCGACUAUAUCCGCUUCCUACAACACAGCAACCAGAAACUCAAGCAAGAGAACCUGAGUCUGCGCACGGCUGCCCACAAAAGCAAAUCUCUGAAGGAUCUGGUGUCAACCUGCAGCAGUGGAGAGAACGCCGACUUGCCCAUGGAGGGUGUGAGGUCUGAGGUGGUGGACACGCUGACCCCGCCACCGUCAGAUGCUGGCUCGCCCUCCCAGAGCAGCCCCUUGUCCCUUGGCAGCAGGGGUAGUGGCAGCGGUGGCAGUGGCAGUGGCAGUGACUCGGAGCCUGACAGCCCAGUCUUUGAGGAUAUCCAGGUGAAGCCAGAGCAGCUGCCAUCUCCCCACAGCCGGGGCAUGCUGGACCGCUCCCGCCUGGCGCUGUGUACACUUGUCUUCCUCUGUCUGUCCUGCAAUCCCUUGGCCUCCCUGCUGGGUGGCCAGGGGCUUCCUGGCCCCUCGGAUGCCACCAGUGUCUACCACAGUCCUGGGCGCAACAUGCUGGGCACCGAGGGCAGAGAUGGCCCUACCUGGGCCCAGUGGCUGCUGCCCCCGCUGGUCUGGCUGAUCAAUGGGCUGCUGGUGCUGGUCUCCUUGGUGCUUCUCUUUGUCUAUGGAGAGCCAGUCACGCGGCCCCACUCCAGCCCUGCCGUGCACUUCUGGAGGCAUCGCAAGCAGGCUGACCUGGACCUGGCCCGGGGGGACUUUGCCCAGGCUGCCCAGCAGCUGUGGCUGGCCCUGCGGGCACUGGGCCGGCCCCUGCCCACCUCCCACCUGGACCUGGCCUGCAGCCUACUCUGGAACCUCAUCCGCCUCCUGCUGCAACGUCUCUGGGUGGGCCGCUGGCUGGCAGGCCGGGCGGGGGGCCUGCAAAGGGACUGUGCUCUGCAGGCGGAUGCUCGCGCCAGCGCCCGAGAUGCAGCCCUUGUCUACCAUAAGCUGCACCAACUGCACACCAUGGGGAAGUACACAGGUGGGCAUCUUGCUGCCACCAACCUGGCGCUGAGUGCCCUGAACCUGGCGGAGUGUGCAGGGGAUGCCCUGUCCGUGGCAACGCUGGCAGAGAUCUACGUGGUGGCCGCGCUGAGGGUCAAGACCAGUCUCCCGCGGACCUUGCAUUUUCUGACACGCUUCUUCCUGAGUAGUGCCCGCCAGGCCUGCCUGGCACAGAGUGGCUCAGUGCCUCUUGCCAUGCAGUGGCUCUGCCACCCCGUGGGCCACCGUUUCUUUGUGGAUGGGGACUGGGCCGUGCGCAGUUCCCCGCGAGAGAGCCUGUACAGCUUGGCUGGGAAUCCAGUGGACCCCCUGGCCCAGGUGACUCGGCUAUUCCGUGAACAUCUCUUGGAGCGAGCACUGAACUGUGUAGCCCAGCCCAACCCCAGCCCCGGGUCAGCUGAUGGGGACAGGGAGUUCUCAGACGCACUCGGGUACCUGCAGCUGCUGAACAGCUGUUGUGAUGCUGCCAGCGCCCCUGCCUGCAGCUUCUCCAUCCGCUCCAGUGUGGCCACCAGCACCAGCACAGACAUGGUGGCCAAGUGGUGGGCCUCACUGACAGCUGUGGUGAUCCACUGGCUGCGGCGGGAAGAGGAGGCAGCCGAGCGGCUGUACCCGCUGGUGGAGCACCUGCCCCGUGCCCUGCAGGAGUCCGAGAGACCCCUGCCCAGGGCAGCUCUGCACUCCUUCAAGGCCGCCCGGACCCUGCUGGGCUGUGCCAAGGCAGAGUCUGGCCCAGCCAGCCUGGCCAUCUGUGAUAAGGCCAGUGGGUUCCUGCGGGACAGCCUGGCCACCACACCAGCUGGCAGCUCCAUUGACAAGGCCGUGCAGCUGUUCCUGUGUGACCUGCUCCUCGUGGUGCGCACUAGCCAGUGGCGGCAGCAGCAGCCCCCUGCGCCAGCCCAGGCGUCCCAGGGCGCCACCAGCGGGCCCCAGGCCUCUGCCCUUGAGCUUCGUGGCUUCCAGCGGGACCUGAGCAGCCUGCGGCGCCUGGCGCAGAGCUUCCGGCCUGCCAUGCGAAGAGUGUUCCUCCAUGAGGCGACUGCCCGGCUGAUGGCAGGGGCCAGCCCCACGCGGACGCAUCAGCUCCUGGACCGCAGCCUGAGGAGGCGCGCAGGCCCCAGUGGCAAAGGAGGCGCGGCUGCGGAGCUGGAGCCCCGGCCCACGCGGCGGGAGCACGCCGAGGCUCUGCUGCUGGCCUCGUGCUACCUGCCGCCCGGCUUCCUCUCGGCGCCCGGUCAGCGCGUGGGCAUGCUGGCCGAGGCGGCGCGCACGCUGGAGAAGCUCGGCGAUCGCCGGCUGCUGCACGACUGCCAGCAGAUGCUCAUGCGCCUGGGCGGCGGGACCACCGUCACCUCCAGCUAGACCCUCAGCGUCCCGGGCUCGACUGGCCGCAGGCAACACCGGAGACCCGGAUCUCCACGAUUCACCUGUGGCUGCACGGUCCCGGGGUGGGGGUGGGGUGGGGCUUCGGUGACCUGUCUCUUUCGCUGGGAGGCCAGAGGGGCGCUACCCUCCCACCGCAGCCCGUUCCUAAAGCAGCUGAGCGGCGGCCAGGGUGGUGCUGACCUCUGGUGACCGAUUGCGAGAUUGCAGGGGCCCAGCCUGCCGGGUUUUGCUCGCAGGCACUUCAGUGGCUUUUCCCUCUCCUGUCUACAGCGAAGAGGGGCUACAUUUUGCUUGGCUUUCCCGGUCAGCAAGGGUAGCCCUGCCCCAAGGCUCCUCUUUCCCUUCUAGGGAGACUUGUACAUAGUGUAGAUCAGGGUGUGCCACCCUCCUGGCCUCUGAGGCUCAUGUGCUACUUUCUCUUUCGGAAACUUUAUUUUCAUAGGUUGAGAAGUUUUGUACAGAGAAUAAAAAAUGAAAUUAUUUAUA
Molecule: messenger RNA, 4385 nt
Organism: Galeopterus variegatus (Sunda flying lemur)
Lineage: Eukaryota; Metazoa; Chordata; Mammalia; Dermoptera; Cynocephalidae
Gene: SREBF1
Product: sterol regulatory element binding transcription factor 1
Exons: 18
Coding region: 531-3875 (1114 amino acids)
Biological process (GO): regulation of transcription by RNA polymerase II
Cellular component (GO): nucleus
Molecular function (GO): DNA-binding transcription factor activity, RNA polymerase II-specific; RNA polymerase II cis-regulatory region sequence-specific DNA binding; protein dimerization activity
Source: RefSeq, a predicted model, not a curated record